Molecule: messenger RNA, 2478 nt
Organism: Klebsormidium nitens
Lineage: Eukaryota; Viridiplantae; Streptophyta; Klebsormidiophyceae; Klebsormidiales; Klebsormidiaceae
Source: the annotation of a GenBank genome assembly
AUGGUGCACAAGCAUGAGGGCACGCCGGAGGAGUGGUACUGCGAGGGCAAGCAGUCGGGCUGCAAUACGUCGGGGGAUUGCGGCCACAUACGAGCUGUCAAAGACGCUCUCCGGAAUUCGGGCAGAAGCAUCGAGAGAGUGAGCGGCUGCUUGUUCUCCGAGGAUCGACUGGCAAAGGCACGUGCCUGGCUACUCGAAACGGACAGGAAGGAGGAGAGAAACGGGGCGCCGGAGUUGAAAGAGGGAGGCCCGGGAGAAGUGCCGUCCGAUCUGUCUUCCGUCGAACAAUACCUGAUGGAGCUUCUCGUGGGCCAGCCUCAUGAGGCAAGCUGCAAAGGGGCCUUGUGCUUCUGUAAGAAGCACGAGCAGCUCUUCGGUGGGGCAGAUUUCGAGCGGGGAACUUGUGAGGACGGAUGCUGCAACGUCGGCACUGACGCAAACGAGUCUGGGGGAAAGAGAGGAAGACAGGAGCCGGGAGAUCGUUGCUCAGGACGGGGGCCGAAGAGGUCUAAAGGGUUUUGGGCAGCUCAGGAAGUGCAGGGUGGUGGGCAGUUGACGAAAACGGGAGCGUUGCAGUCUGAAAACGAGGAGCUUGUGCAUCCGGACGCUGCGCAACAGGCGUUGGGUGGAGGGGACGGAAAGGAUGCAAUGAGCGGCGCAACUAGAGUGUGCACAAGCUGCGUAUGCCCAGCAUCGGCUUGCCCCCAUAAUACCGAAAGUCCGCUCUGGGCUCCGGUGCUGCCCCUAGACGCCAAAGGUGUGCAGCUCGAGGUCCCUAAGCUGGUCCGGCCGGCUGACAGCUUUGAGGUGCACGAUCCGCAAGUGACUUCGCUGCAGCUGCCCGUUCGGAGUGAGCGAGCUCGUGGCGAGGGACUUCGAGGAGCUGAGCGCUGCGGGGUGCUUGACUGCACCUUGCCCAAAGCCCGGACUGGCUCCCUGUGGCACCGCGUGGCAAGCGUUGCUGCAGAGCGCAUCGGUGCAUUCACUGCGAUGGUCGCUAGAGGAACUGGAUCCGCGUUCAGCGCCCUGGUCAGCGCACAGAGGGCGGUUCGGACGCUUUUCUCCCCGGGGGCCGCUCCCUCUCUCAGCGAAGAGUCGUGGCGGAAGGUUUGCUUGGCUUUCUUUCGGCUGUGUGGGCGAAGCAUCCUCGAGUGCUGCAGCCUUUGCGGACCUCACCCAGACGUUUUGCUCUGCGAUGGUAUCGCCGGGCUAGCGUGCGCGGACGGUAGCAAUUCGAAGGGGGGGCUCGCAGGGACGGCGGCCCGCGAGCUACGGCCUUUCACAGCUCCGAGUCGGGACAGUUCGGGAGAAACCGUCGUGAAGCAUAUGGAAGCCGGUGUGAACUUCAGUGCAACCGCGCUAGAGGGGCGGGGGCUGAAGCGGCGCUUGGUCCACCAGCCGGAGUUGCAGGCUCUAUUGGCGCGAUACAGCCAACAUCAUCCAAAGGACCCGGAUCUGGGUGCGCAGCUGAGCGAGAGUGAAUUCCAGGAGCUGCUGGUUGCGCUGGAUCGUGAUGAUGUGGAGCUCGUCUCGGAGUUCGUCGCCAACCCGGAGGAUGCGGAUGCCGAGCCCGUCCUGCUUCACUGGAGGAGGCGUCUCCUGCAGGAGCAAGUUGGGCAGAUCCGAUCAAAGAACCGAGCUGCACGGCUCCUGUUGGAGGGGAUUAGAGGGGAGACCCUUGAGCACUAUGCCGGGCGCCAACCGUGGUCAAACGAUAGCAAUCUGAUCCAGCAUGGAGCAACGCUGGCUGUUGUUCGGACGAUCCUCUUUGGGGGUACAGCAGAUGAGGGGGGGAAGGCCGUGCUGGCUGAGCAUGCGCCCAUCCUUCGUCGGUUGCUGGAUAGCUACGACGGAGUGUUUCCGGCCUUCUUUUUGCCCACGCUCCACCACUUGUAUCGGCUGACUUUGUUUGGACGAGGGGCAGUAGGGCUGGAGGUUGGUCGAGCCGGAUGGGCACUAUCUGCUAUCGAGGGGCUGGAUACCUGCGUUUGGCUGCUGCAAGUGCGACAAAACGUUCCCGGGUCUUGGAACCAGGAGCGAGAGAAGAGCUACAGCUUCUGGAAAGAGAGAGCGAAUAGCCUGCUCCCCGCCGUUGAGACUUUGCGGCCACCAAACCCCCCCGAGUAUGCUCUUAACCAAGCCGAGCGCGAGCUGCUGCACGAUCGGCUACGUCUCACGGGAGACGGACGGCUUCUUGAAGCGCUUUCCAAAGACCACCCUUACUGCCGAGAGCAGAAAGUGCUCGGCUGCUAUCCCCUUCCCGGUUGGGAGCAGAAGCGGCCCCUGCCACAGUACAAGCCGUUCGAGGAUGCCCUUGGUAAGGCCGUUGAAGGCAGCGAGGAGCACCGCUGUAAGAGCGGUCUCACUGUUGGGGAGUUUGAUGCCAACCUGUUGCCGCUGCCAAGAGUGAGAAGGCAGGAAAGCGGCUGCGGCAGCAUACAAAGGGGGGCUUCGUGUUCUGCUGCCCUCACAGGGUGA